AUGUGGGUGGUGCUCCCAGACAGCCUCAUCAGGCAGCAAUCAGUUCCUUGGCUUGGACAACAGCUCAUCGCUUCUGAGAAACCUCCCCGUCCUCAGGGCUGUGGAGAAAAGAUGGGGACAAGUCCCAUGGAGCUCAAGUGGCUUUUGAUGUGGCUCUUGUUUGGAUUCAUCAAGGGGAAGAAGCCAGGUGUAUGCCCAAGUCUUCCACCGACUGAAUUUGCUGAUGUUACUGCUGAGAUGUAUCCAGCACAGACCAAACUGUACUAUACUUGUGACCCUGGCUAUGGCAGAAAGGCCAGUGAAUACCUAGGAAUUCAGUGUAAGAUUGAACAGCAGGGUGCUGUUUGGAAACACCAACUAUUUAAAUGCUUUGAGCAGAAAGAUUUGUCGUCAAUGGAUCCCAUGAUGGAAUUAGAACUUACACAGAAGCCAGAAAGAGAACCAAGGAGCCCUGCACCUCAGAAGCAAGAAGACCUUUCAGAGUCCAAACAAAAAGAUUUCUGUGGUCCUCCCAAGACUGUUCCACAUGCCUCCAUAAGGCUGCCCCAACAGCAUUACGUGGGACAAGUCUUGCAUUUCAAGUGCCAGACAGGUUAUGAUAAGAGACCCCCCACCUCUGGCAGCAGGACGUGCAAGGAGGUGAAUGGCAAAACCUUCUGGACGCCCCUCGAUAUGAGAUGUACCAAUGACAGCAACCAGUGGUCACCACAGACCACUGGGCCAGGUUUGACUCAUCUGUCCUCUUUCCUUUCCUCAUCAGGGACACAGCCAGUCACAGGUUUUACAGCUCUCUGGUUUGUUCUGCUUAUCAUUCCCACUGCCUUUGUGUGACUCAUCAAGCAAACAAUAAAGUAAGUGGGACAGAAUGAGGAAAAUGUGAAAUCUAACCAAAAAAUCCC
Messenger RNA from Lonchura striata (white-rumped munia), 899 nucleotides. RefSeq names its product interleukin 2 receptor subunit alpha (gene IL2RA). NCBI's taxonomy places the organism in Eukaryota, Metazoa, Chordata, Aves, Passeriformes, Estrildidae. The record is from RefSeq and is a predicted model, not a curated record. Gene Ontology annotation, molecular function: interleukin-2 receptor activity; interleukin-2 binding. Gene Ontology annotation, biological process: inflammatory response.